AUGGCCGACGCGCUUUGCGGGCCUUCCAACGCCCUUCAGAACUUCCAGAAACAUACUACCGUCGAUCGGACACUGCAACAGGAUCGCCUGGUCGGCAGACAUUCACCAGCCCAAGGCUUCAGAUCAUCACCGGGACUAAAUGCAGGCACACUAGACUCCGAGUUCGAUGCAUUCCAAUCCGGUCGACCAGUGCCGGCGCACGACUUCCAACACUUCGAUCCGCGAUUCGCACAACCUCCUCCUCCUCAGUUUGCGCAACCUCCACAGGCACCCGACUGGGCUGCUGACUUCCAGCGCUUGAACGUCAGCAGCCCACCUCCACAGACGUUCCAGCAGCAGCGAACGCAGCCAGCGAACGCGGCAUCAGCAUGGCAUCAGGACUUCUUGAGGCAGCAGGCCCCGGUCGCGCAGGCGCCUGCCUUGCAGCAGACCACAUAUGGAGGCAUGUCGGGAUAUAACAUGGGUGGAUUCGGUGGACAGGCAUACAUGCAGACACCGAAUUUCCAGAACGCCCAGGUAUCCGAGGUCGCGCAAGGAAAGCAGCGCGCCCAAGAUGACGUCCCCGCCUUCGACGAGGCGGCCUUUGAACGAGCGUUUGCGCAGGCGCAACAAGACAUGAUGGAGGUCGUAGAAGCAGAGCAAGUACACACACAGCCAGCGCAAGAGGCGCUGGACCUAGAUCGGCCGGGUGAGAUGGAUCCUCUUCUUCAACGGAUACGAGAAACGCGGCCAGCUGUCUACUCUGCCAUCCAGGUCUGGAGUGAAACCGGUCUUGGACGAACCGACGAAGCGGUGACAUACCUUCAAAACAUGGAGAAUAUGGAACGGACCGGUACUUUGGUGCAAGAUGCAAACGAGGGGAGAUGGAUCGUCGACUCUCUGCAAAGAAUUGUAAACCGCGACGCCCCUCAGGAAGUCAAGACCCGAGCCGAGAAGCUCAUCACGGCAAUCAACCAACGCCUCAUGUCACAGUACCCACUGGGCUCACGGGUGCUGAUGAGCGAAGAGCAGAUAUGGCAGGACCUGGAAGCAGCAGGCUACAUGAGGACACCAGAGCCGAUAAUGCAACGGAUGGAACAAAGACCUGAGGAAGAGCAGAAGCAAGAACAACCCCCGAAGAAUGAUGAUGACGAGAUGGCGGCAACAGCAGGUCGACUGCUAGAGCGCGUUGCAGACAACACAAGCGAGAAGUUUCAAAACUCACAGUUCCUCGGGCUCAUGCGUCGUCUACGAGACCGUGAAGUAAGAGUGCAAGAAGACAAGAUUGUCGAAGUCGAUGGGGCACAACAGCAGACUGGAAAUACCACGUCCACACCACAGGUCAACAUCCACCAACAACCAUCGUCACAAUUCAACCAACAACAACAACAACAACCUCCAUCCACAACGCAAAUCCCCCCAAUCGAUUCCACAAUCCUCUCCCACGCGGCCACCGACUUCGAACAACCAAUCUAUUCGGGCGAUGAACCACCACAGUAUGCCCACACUCCUCCCCUAGCACCUAUCAGUGAGGAGUCCCUAAUAACUGAUGAGAUUUCAGAACAAUAUAGAUACUACAACAUUAAUGCCGCGUACCACAGCUGA
Messenger RNA from Alternaria arborescens, 1584 nucleotides. RefSeq lists its product as hypothetical. The coding region runs from base 1 to 1584 and encodes 527 amino acids. The transcript has 3 exons. NCBI's taxonomy places the organism in Eukaryota, Fungi, Ascomycota, Dothideomycetes, Pleosporales, Pleosporaceae. The record is from RefSeq and is a predicted model, not a curated record.